GGCUCCACAUGAACCAUCCCAAAACCCUAGUCCACAACAUCGAGUCCUUGGCCAAAUUCGGUUACUUCAAAGACUUGCCGGAGAUUCUUUACCUUCUUCUAGAAUCUCCUGAUAUCCGGAUUAAGCAAAAGAAAGAGUGGCGCAGGAAAAAAUAUGACGAGCCAACUUUGGUGGGGAAGGAUAUUGCAAGCGCCGCCAGGAAAGAGAAGCGCGUGGCCAUGGCGAAAAAGGCCCUUGAGAGAUACAAGAGCGACAAGGAAUUCCAGAUCUUGCACGACAGCGUAUCGGACUUGUUCGCCAAGUUUCUGAAGGCCGACGUCGAGUUAUUGAACUCCGGCAACUUUUACGACAUCAGUUUGGCGGCCAAGUGGUGCCCGUCGCUCGAUUGCUCGUUUGACAAGUCGAUUUUGCUCUGCGAGAGCAUUGCGAGGAGGGUUUUCCCGGUUGAUUCCCAUCCGGAAUACAGAGGCAUCGAAGAUGCCCAUUAUGCGUACAGGGUGCGGGAUCGGCUGAGGAAGGAAGUUCUGGUUCCGAUUAGGAAGUCGUUGGAGCUGCCUGAGGUCUACAUGUCAGCCAAUCGGUGGAAUGAGAUUCCGUACAACAGGAUUCCCUCGGUAGCCAUGAAUCUGUACCGAGAAAAGUUCUUGAAGCACGACGAAGAGCGGUUUGUGAAGUAUUUAGAAGAUGUUAAAGUUGGGAAAUCAACAAUUGCUGCAGGGGCUUUGCUUCCGCAUGAGAUUAUAGCCUCUGUGAAAAACGGAGACGCUUCAUUUCAAGUGGCUGACCUUCAGUGGAAGAGAAUGGUGGAGGAUCUGUCCAAGGAAGGCAAGUUGAGGAACUGCCUCGCUGUCUGCGACGUCUCCGGGAGCAUGUAUGGGACCCCUUGGGAAGUCUCUGUUGCAAUGGGGUUGUUGGUUUCCGAUCUGAGCGAAGAGCCGUGGAAGGGGAAGGUUAUUAUUUUUAGCAAAUCACCUCAGCUUCAUAUAAUUGAGGGCGAUGAUCUUCAGUCGAAGAUGAAGUUUGCGGAGAACACAAUAAACUUUUUGAACACCGAUUUUCAGAAGGUGUUUGAUCUUAUAUUGCAAGUGGCGGUGGAUGGAAAGUUGAAGGAGGACCAGAUGAUCAAGAGGAUCUUCGCGUUUAGUGACAUGGAGUUUGACAAUGCUUCGUGCAAUGAUUGGGAAACCGACUACAAAGCUAUACAGAGGAAGUUCAGGGAGAGAGGGUAUGGCUCUGUGGUGCCGGAGAUUGUGUUUUGGAAUCUAAGGGACUCGAAAUCAACGCCGGUGACUAUCUCCGACGAGGGGGUGGCGCUGGUGAGUGGGUUUUCAAAGAAUUUGAUGAAGUUGUUCUUUGAUGGUGAUGGGAUAAUUAACCCGGCGGAUAUCAUGGAAGCUGCCAUCUCCGGCGAAGAGUAUCAGAAACUUGCUGUGGUGGAUUGAUAAUCUCUGCAGUGUACUUGGUCGGGUUGCGUGUGGUUCUUCUAUGAAUCAAAGUCAUCGGCUUUGGCAAGGGGUGUCCCCAAUAUCCUUUCCUCUAUAAUGAGAGAAGAAUGGUGCUCACAUACUAUCUCUGGUGCAAGUUCUUCAUAAAACCCGCUCAAACAUUGAGAUUUAGGAUGUGUUUGAGAUUGCGAUUUUGCAAGAAUGAUUUGUGUUUUUAAAAGAUAUUGCAAAACGAAAGAUGUUUGGC
Corylus avellana is the source of this 1692-nucleotide messenger RNA. The record is from RefSeq and is a predicted model, not a curated record. NCBI's taxonomy places the organism in Eukaryota, Viridiplantae, Streptophyta, Magnoliopsida, Fagales, Betulaceae.